AUGCUUCUCCGUCCUCACAACCUCAGGGCCACCACGGUCAACCUCACCACCGCCACCACCGGGCGGCAGAGUCGUCAGACCUGCGGCCUUAUCUACUCCCGUCAGCAACAUGCCCGACCGGCGUUUGCGCCCGUGUCUGCGCCGUUUGCCAAGCGCUCCCUGGUGACACGGAGUGCCGGCACACAGCUGGCCAAGCUCACCCAAGAGGGCUCAGCCGUGUCGAUCGCUGCUAUCCGUAUGCUGAGUACCACUAGCUCCCUUUCAAAGGUGAAACGGGUGCCGUCUCCAUUGCAAUCCGCCCAGAAAAAGAGUCCCAAGGCAUCCCAGUCGCAGAAUCAACCAUCGUCUUCGUCGCCGUCAUCGCCUUCUGCAUCUGCUUCCAAAUUCACGUCCCCGCAGAAACUACCGAAUGCCCAGCAGCCGCCAGCCACCGAGACCGCACCCCCUCAAGCCCAGGGGCAGCAUGCCACUCCGGAUCCUGACCGUGUCACCAAGGAGUUUCUGGCCAAGCAAGGUAUUCCGUCAGAGCACAUGACCCUCACCGCUCUGCGCGCCUUGGUCCAACCAACCGUCCCGUCAGCGGCUUCUGCCUCUGCUGCUGCUGCUGCCUCUGCCUCUGCCCCUGACUCCUCCCAUGAUAGCCAGCCCCCCGCAGCCGGUGCAGAGGCCGAUCAGACGGGUGCUUCUGAUCUGCUUGGUCUGGAUGUUGACGGCCGGAACGCCCGGGCCUCGACGGCUGCUCCUGGGCAACCUCAGCCUCUUACCUACUUGAGCUUCAACAAGGAUGCUGCUGACAAGAUCUCAGAUGCGGCCUUUGCAAUCAUUUCGCAUCCUCCUGUUGUCAUCACCCCGCUGCUGCUCAGAGAGUAUGUUGCUCUCCAGGCCUCUCUUGGCAAGCCCAAGACACUGCCGUACGUUUUGGGCCUAUAUGCGUACAAGGCAGCCCCCAAGCUUAGCUCUGGAAAGCUGGCUUACAAGAAGCGGAAUCCUGACAUGCCGAAGAACGCGGUGGAUCCCGAGGUUGCUGAGAUGGCACUGGACGCAGCACUUGAUGCCAAGGACCUUGAUGCCGCUGUUGGCAUUGUCGAAAAUACGUACGCUACCAAGGCUUUCACCCGCGCCAAGUUGUUGAAAAAGGCACUUGUACCCAUGACCGGCUUGGGACUCACUCCAGUCGCUGCUUGGGCUCUCGCCAAGAACUAUGGUACAUGGCAAGAUUCAAUGGAGACUGUUAUGGCGACCAACGUAGCCUUCUUCGGCAUGCUGGCCUAUAUUGGCUUCACUGCGACCAUGGGCAUUGUGGCCACUACCACGGCAAACGACCAGAUGAAACGGGUGACCUGGGGCCCGGGUAUUCCGCUGCGGGAGCGAUGGAUCCGAGAGGAUGAACGGGCCGCUUAUGACAAAAUUGCCUGCUCAUUCGGAUUUGGGGAAGUGCUUCGUUACGGAGAGGAGGAAGGAGAAGAGUUUGACGUGCUCCGUGAAUAUAUUUUAAGCAAGGGCAUGAUCCUUGAUGCCGUCAACCUGAUGCCAGGCAUGCAAUAA
This is a messenger RNA of Neurospora hispaniola, 1545 nucleotides long. RefSeq lists its product as uncharacterized. The record is from RefSeq and is a predicted model, not a curated record. The coding region runs from base 1 to 1545 and encodes 514 amino acids. The transcript has a single exon. NCBI's taxonomy places the organism in Eukaryota, Fungi, Ascomycota, Sordariomycetes, Sordariales, Sordariaceae.